UUGAAAGGUGGCUGGGAGCGUCGGACACCUCAGACGGCGGUGGCCCGGGAUCAGACCGCGUCUCAGGCGAGCCCGAGACGCGCCCCCAGCCCGCCAUGGCCCGCCUGUUGCGGGCGUCCUGUCUUCUCUCCCUGCUCCUGGCUGGCUUCGUCCCGCCGAGCCGGGGGCAGGAGAAGUCCAAGACGGACUGCCACGCUGGCGGGAGCGGCACUAUCUAUGAGUACGGAGCCCUGACCAUCGAUGGGGAGGAGUACAUCCCUUUUAAGCAGUAUGCUGGCAAAUACAUCCUGUUUGUCAACGUGGCCAGCUACUGAGGCCUAACAGGCCAGUACGUUGAACUGAAUGCACUACAGGAAGAGCUUGCACCAUUUGGUCUGGUCAUUCUGGGCUUCCCCUGCAACCAAUUUGGAAAACAGGAACCAGGAGAGAACUCGGAAAUCCUACCCAGCCUCAAGCAUGUCCGACCAGGUGGGGGCUUCGUCCCCAAUUUCCAACUCUUUGAGAAAGGGGAUGUGAACGGGGAGAAAGAGCAGAAGUUCUACACGUUCCUGAAGAACUCCUGCCCACCCACCUCGGAGCUCCUGGGCUCACCCAACCGCCUCUUCUGGGAACCCAUGAAGGUCCAUGACAUCCGCUGGAACUUUGAGAAGUUCCUGGUGGGGCCAGAUGGCGUGCCCCUCAUGCGCUGGUACCACCGGACCACGGUCAGCACCGUCAAGAUGGACAUCCUGGCCUACAUGAGGCGGCAGGCGGCCCUGACAGUCAAUGGGAAGUAAAUCAGGCCUGCCCCACCCCGUGUCCACCAUGCAGGGGCUGGGGAGGGACUCUGUUCAGGAAGGAACCCAUUUCUCUAAACACAACACACUCCCGCCACAGACCCCUUACUAAUAUACAAGGCCCCGACCUGACCCAAACGUGCACGUACAAUUGUCGUCUGCACUGCUGCGCAUGUGGGUGUCUGCACAUGUGCCUCCAGGUGUGUGUGACCGUGCGUGUGCAUGGGUACAGCCACCGCUGUCUACCUGCACAAAUAUGGGGGAUGUGAACCGUUUGUGUGCCCACAGCUGUGUGUUAUGGAGAGUGCUGGAGAACUCCCCUUUCUCUCCAGUUGUCUGUUCCAGUGACAGCCAUUCACUUUCAGUGGAGCCCAAGUUAAAACCAGCUCCAGAUCCAACUGUUCUGCUCUGACCCGGACCUCAACCUUGGGGCCGGCAUCUCCCACUGCCUCCAAACCUCACCACUGAAGUGCCCAGAAGUUUCUGGGUCUACCACACUGCCCCACCACUGAAGUGCCCAGAAGUUUCUGGGUCUACCACACUGCCCAAUCUUCCCCCUCUCCAUCAUGCAGUCUCGCUCCUUCCUGAGGGGCCCUCCCAAGCCCCCUCCCCCACCCCACGGUGCUCCCUGAGAGCAGCCGAGGCAGACGUGAGAGCAAGGGCCACGUCCCCGUGUCAGGGAUGGUGUCUCCAUGAAGGAGGGGCCCGAAGCCCUUGUGGGCGGACCUCCCCUGAGCCUGUCUGAAGGGCCAGCCCUUAGUGCAUUCAGGCUGAGGCCCCCGGGCAGGGAUGCCACCCCUGCUUUUCUGCAGGAUGUGCCCUCUCCCCUCACCCUGGCUCUUGA
Messenger RNA from Panthera uncia (snow leopard), 1620 nucleotides. RefSeq names its product glutathione peroxidase 3 (gene GPX3). Gene Ontology annotation, biological process: response to oxidative stress; hydrogen peroxide catabolic process. Gene Ontology annotation, molecular function: selenium binding; glutathione peroxidase activity. NCBI's taxonomy places the organism in Eukaryota, Metazoa, Chordata, Mammalia, Carnivora, Felidae. The transcript has 5 exons. The record is from RefSeq and is a predicted model, not a curated record.